Molecule: messenger RNA, 855 nt
Organism: Papaver somniferum (opium poppy)
Lineage: Eukaryota; Viridiplantae; Streptophyta; Magnoliopsida; Ranunculales; Papaveraceae
Exons: 1
Coding region: 1-855 (284 amino acids)
Molecular function (GO): zinc ion binding
Source: RefSeq, a predicted model, not a curated record
AUGUCGUCUCUAGCGAAUGCAACUGGUGAAAUCGAGCAUGAUAUCGGUAUACGUAUAAAUUCUAUGGAUGCAGUUACUACUGAAGAUAGAGUAGAGAAUCCAUUUGAGGACACCCGAGUUUUUGUUGAAGUUCAAGUUAGGGAUAGAACUCAUAUGUAUCGAUCGAGGAAUAAUAUUAUAAUUGACCUUAUCUCUGGAAAGUGUUUGGAAGCUAAAGAAAAACGUGAGCCUACAACUGUAAAAAUAUUUGGGAUCAACUUUGCCGAUUUGUUUACGUCAGAUGUUUUCAGUAAUUGCAAUCUUGAUCCACUCUUGUCUCUAGAUAGUCUAGAAAACUCUCCCACCGAGCUUAAUUUUUGGAAUUUCUUUAAACACGCAGUAUCUAGGUUUGGUAAUAAAAGUGCUAAAUUAAACCUUGCGGAAAAGAAAAGUGUGCUAAUCCUAGUCGUCAAGAUAGAGCUCUUGUUUAUAGCAUACGGCGGCAACGUGGGCAAAGAAAUAAAAAUGCUUAAGUUUCGUCUACGUGGUUCUCGCAGCAAAAACAAUAAGAACAUUUGUGAAAAGAUGGGAAUAGUUGAUUACAAAGAUGAUCAUGGAGAAGCUGCACAAGUGAAAUCAACUUCAAUGCUAAAGACACACUACGUAAAAGCUUUCAACAAGGACAACAACGGUGAUGAGAAGGAAGAAUGCGUGAUUUGUUUAGAUGAAUUUAAAGAGGGGAAUAAUGCCAUGGAGUUAUACUGUGGGCAUGUAUUCCAUAACCAAUGUGUGAUCAAAUGGAUCAACGAAACAGAACCACAGAGUGUUUGCCCAAUUUGUAGGCAUCCCUUAAAUCCCUUUUCAUUUGAUACUUAA